AUGCUCCAUCGCUCAAUUACAAAGCUUUUAGAUCGAUUGAGAGGGGGCGUCGCGCCGCGGUUGUUUCGCACGACGGCCUGCCUUCGGUCGCCCGCAUCUGCGAGCCGGCGAUCAUCCAACGGGCGCGCAGGCGCCACCUCGGCGAUCCCUACGGGGGCGAUAAAAACCUCUCCGAAGGUGGCAACCCCUUCGAUAGAGGGUGACGAUGACGUUCUCGUGAUAACAGCAGGGGGGAGGCCUUAUCGAAAGGGGCUGGCGGCAUCCAAACGCCUUAUCACGCCGCCUAUCCCGGAUGCGGCGACUUUUUCCACCCGAGCGGUGGAGUUCGAGCCCGAGGCGUUGAAUCGUAACGAUGAGGUGGCAGAUGGGGUGCCCUUUUCUCGCGAGGAGGAUGCCGAGGUAUCUGCAGAGACCUCGAGCGCGAUGCGGCGUGCACAAUCCUUGCUUCACCCCAAACCCCACGGCCGAGGUCGGCCAGGCGAUUCUUUUUCCACCCGCCCGAGAGAGGAUUCUACGCCGGAGGCAGCUCCCUCGGAUGACACCCUCUCCACCUCCACCGGGGUCUCGCUUAUCAAUCCAUUUUGCGGGCUCCACGCCCACCUCGCGCGGACCUACCGCCUGGAGCAGUUUGCCGAGGAUACCACCCCGGCGGAUGUGAUUUUUGCGAAGCAGGAGGCGAAAUCCGCGGCCUUUUCCUUCCUCCGGUUUAAAGCCUCGCCGGAGUUGUACGACGCGCACUGGGCGGUCGCCGCGGGGAUGAAAGGGCAGCUCGAGGCCAUCCAGCAGCAGGUAGCCACCGCCGGUAAGCGCGCCACGCAUCGUCUUUUUAAUAAUGAUCUCGGCGUGCAGAGCCUGCGGGUGGCGACGAGCUACCCUUUGUUAAUCGCGCAGCGGUUGUUGCUUUUUCCGGAUAAUUUGCGGCAUUGGCAUACCCUCUGCGGGCGGGAUCGCGUGCCUUGUGAUUUCUACGCCGACGUCGACCUCCCUGGGGAGACCGCGGAAGGGGGCGAGCAGGUUUUGCUCGAGAUCCUGAACUACCUCGAGGUGCGGCUCCCGGGGAUCGGCUUCACCGAUCCGUUCUUUCUCAUCCUCGCGAACGCGUCGUCGAUGCAGGAGGACGCGCGACGAGGGCGAGGGAAGAUUUCGUUUCAUCUGCAUGCCCGAUCGAUGACGUAUCGCGCGGAUUACCUCGCCCUCGGCGCGCAGCAGCUCGGGUUAAUCGGAGGGGCGACCUCGCCGCAGAAGACGACCAGGCGGGUGUCGAAAUCGCGUCGAAAGCGCCCCUCCUCCGAGGCUGAAAAGGUCGUGGAGGUUGCCGAGGAGGGGGAGGCCGAGGAGGAUGAUCUUUCCGAUCUCGUGAACGUCGUGGAGGGCGGGGGCGCCACCCAAGGGGCCGUUUCACCUCCAAAGGUGGUCGCCUUUGAGGAUUACCGCACCGUUCGCCUCCUCGCCGAUGAGGUGAAUCAGACGCUCGGAAAGGCGGUGAUUGACGAUAAUUGCUACCGCGCGCACGGGAUGCUGCGGUGCGCGUUCAGCGCGAAGUUGCGCGGGCCCGAGGGCGCUACCGGGGGGCUGCAACCCCUCCUCACCGCCAAGGAUCCCGCGCUUCAAGCGAAGCUAAACGCGAUGCACGCGCGGCUGCGGGGGUGGACGGAUCCGGAAAUCCUGGAGAUGAGUUUCUGCGGGCGCUUUUUGAACGACCCGGACGCCGCCCGGCGGGGGGGGCGGUAUCUUAAAACGGAACUCCUCCCAAAACUCCCGAUGCGGACGCGUCGCGCGGCGAUCGCGGCGGCGACUUCGGGGAAGGCCCCUUCGCCGGAGGUGGCGGAUCUCCUCCAGGCCGCCGCCGCCACCUCGCGGCAUCGAUUUAAACUCCUUCGCCUUCGCCACAUUCGCGGCGGCGGGGCCGGGGAAGGGCAGGAGUACGACGCCCACGGCAAUUUGGUUUCCCCUUUUCUCACGGAGGCGGCGAAGUGGCGGCGAUUUCGGCAGGUCGUCGCGAAGCUGCAGUCGCUGCCCCCGCACGCGGCGGAUUCCUUCGACGUCUGGGUGCGCGUCGGGCUCGCGCUGCAUAAUUUUAGCAACGAAGAUCACGUCUUCGAUGAGUGGGUGCGGUUUUCGAUUCGGUGCCCACAGAAGUUCUCGCGGGAGGCGUGUCGGAAGAAGUGGGUGCAGUUUGAGCGCAACCCCGAUGCCCUGAACUGGCGACGUGGGUUUAACUACCUCAAUUCGACCAUCUGGAAGCAGGUUUGA
Molecule: messenger RNA, 2253 nt
Organism: Phytomonas sp. EM1
Lineage: Eukaryota; Euglenozoa; Kinetoplastea; Trypanosomatida; Trypanosomatidae
Source: the annotation of a GenBank genome assembly